Molecule: messenger RNA, 6608 nt
Organism: Sphaeramia orbicularis (orbiculate cardinalfish)
Lineage: Eukaryota; Metazoa; Chordata; Actinopteri; Kurtiformes; Apogonidae
Gene: fer1l4
Product: fer-1 like family member 4
Biological process (GO): plasma membrane organization
Cellular component (GO): membrane
Source: RefSeq, a predicted model, not a curated record
GAAACACCGAAGAGACGUCAUGUAGAAACCGAUGAAUCCGGAUAGAAACACAUCAUCAUGUCCAUCAGCGUGACUCUGAGGAGGAUCUCCAACCUGCCGGGUCGAUCGGACCGGAAGGUGGAACUCUGCUUCAGAGGUUUCACCCAUAAAACCAGGAUCCUCCAGUGUGAGGACGUGGCCCUGUUCAACGAGUAUUUCCGGUGGCCUCACUAUGGGAAACUGAUCAAAGAUGAAGUUUUGUCCGUCAGUGUGUACAACUGCAGUAAAAUGUUCUCCAACAGACUUCUGGGUAAACUCGUCAUCAGUCUUCAACAUGUCGUCACCGCUGGGAGGCUGUUGCUACGGGAACCGCUGACUGACUCCAACUACAGUCUGACUGAUAUCUACAUCGAGUUGGACGUCCGGUAUCAUCCUGUCGAAGGAACGGCCGGAGGAUGGGACGGACUGGAGUUCCUGAGAGUUGAAGACAAAGACGAAUCAGCUCUGGUCAUCCGGAACCAAGGCUUUGACGAUGUCGAGAGUCAGCUGACCGUCACUCGCCCAGAUCAACUGGAGAGAGAAGUUCGGCGUUUGGGGCGGAGCCUGGUCGGAACUGGGGAGGAAGAUGACGACGAUGACGACGACUGGGACGACGACCUGACAGACCUGGAGACGGCCAACGUGGUCUUCACCCCCCUGCUCAGUCGUUGCAGGCCGUUGUCCAGACGUGUGGUGGCUGCAGCUCCCAGGGUCCAGAGCUUCCAGGUCAACGUGAACGUCCUGGAGGCGCAGAAGUUGGUCGGGGUCAACAUUAACCCUGUGGUUUAUAUCAGAGCUGGAAACCAGAAGAGACACACGGCAACGCAGAAGUCCACCAACUGUCCCUUCUACAACGAGAACUUCCAGUUUGAGUUUCAGGAAACAGCGGAGAUCCUGUUCGAUAAAGUCAUAGAAAUAAAGGUGUUCCACAGGCGGACCCUGGCCUUCCUGUUGACCCACAUCGGGACCUUCAAGAUCGACAUCGCCACCGUGUUCAACCAGCCAGACCACCGCUUCUACCAGAAGUGGGCUCCUCUCACCGACCCGGCAGACACCAGGUCGGGGGUCAAAGGUUACGUCAAAGCCAGCCUCAGCAUGCUGAUGAAGGGCGACGCUCUGAGCAUGCCCAGUCUGCCCCCGAGCUCCUCGUCUGGAGCCAGCGAGGACAUCGAGAAGAACCUGCUGCUUCCUCGUGGGAUGUCGUCUGAACGUCCCUGGGCUCGCUUUCGUGUUCGGGUCUACAGGGCAGAGGGUCUGCCUACCAUGGACUCUGGACUAAUGGCCAAAAUGUCAAAGGUCACUGACCGGACAGUCUUCAUCGACCCGUACGUCCAGGUGACCUUUGCUGGACAGCAGGGGGAAACGUCAGUCGCCAGCGCCACCAGCUGUCCAGUCUGGAAUGAGGAGAUCUCCUUCAUCGAGCAGUUUCCUCCUCUGGCCCAAAGAAUCAGAGUCCAGGUCCUGGAUGAUGCCAAGAUGGGGGACAUCGCCUUGGCAACACAUUUCCUGGAUCUGCAGCAGAUUUCUGACCCGACCAGGAACGGUUUUAACCCCACUUUUGGACCGAGUUGGGUUAAUCUGUACGGUUCACCUAAGAAUUCCACCCUGGGAGAUAUCCAUCAGGCUCUGAAUCAGGGUCUGGGUGAAGGGAUCUUCUACCGAGGCCGAAUCCUUCUCGCCCUCACUGUCGAGGUUUACUCCUCCCCCUCUGCUGUCGUCACGGAUACUGCCUCAGUCGCCAUGGGGAAGGUAAAAGGAGCUCUGGGAAAACUGGGUUUAAAGAAGAGGAGCAGCAAAAAGAAGAAUAAACCAGAAGAGUCUCAGGCCACUGGUGAACUGGGUGAUGACUCUGGGGAGGCCGGAGUUGAAGUGCCAGAGGCUGUUACCGUGGAGAUAGAGGAGAUCCACCCCCUGCCUGAGGGUUUCCUGGGAGAGAAGCAGGACUUCUUACUCUUUGCAUCUCUUUUUGAAGUCACCAAGAUGAACCCCUCUGUAGGAACCCGACCCCUGACCUUUGAACUGUCCAUAGGGAAUUAUGGGAAGGCAGUGGGAGUAAAGAAGUCCAAGAAGAGUCAGAGCAAAGAGGACCUGAGGAGGAGCAGAGAAGACCUGAACGAAGAGACUCAGGGUCUUCUGGAGUCAGAGGAGGAGCUGGACCGGGACGAGGUCCAGAGUCCAGAACCUGAGAACAGAUCUGUGUCUGCUGCCUUCAGACCAGAACCCACUGAGUACGACAGGUCCUUCAGGUGUAUUCCUCUGCAGCCGCCGUCCUUCAGACAGAAGCCCUGUCUCUUCACAUGGAGUCAGUUCGAGGACCACAGCGUCCGCCUCCAUCAGGCCAACUGGCUCAGCAAGAUGGCCAACAGACUGGAGAUCGGACUGGAUGAGGUGGAGCGUCUCCUACGGAGGCCGAGGAGUAAUGUGAAGGAGCGUCUGGUGGAGGUUCUGCUGGAGCUCAUCGCCUCCUGCAAACAUUUCAGUGCAUUCUCAGAAAAGAAAUCUCAGUCUCGUCCAAACAACCUGGACCGAUGCAGGAAAGAGUUCAUCAAGAAGAACUUGGUUUUGAUCGCCAGGCAGGCGGUGAGGGCUCGGCGGAGGAUCACCAGACGAACAGCCAAACAGCGACUGAUUGAGGGCAGGAAGCUCCUGAAGAAGCUUUACCUACUGGCUAAAGAGCCUCAGAGCACCAUCCCAGAUGUGUUUCUAUGGUUACUGAGUGGAAGCAAGCGGUUGGCUUACGUCAGGAUCCCCGCCCACACAGUCUUAUUCUCAUUGGUGGAGGAGCAGAGGGGGCGGGACUGCGGCCGGGUCACGACCCUCUAUAUGAAGUCUCCAGGCGGUCCACCAGGUGAGGUCUUUGCGAAGCUGGAGGUCUACCUGUGGCUCGGUUUGGCUAAAUAUAGUAAGGAGGCCCUGAGCUCUCUGCCGGAGGAGUUCCUGCCGGUCUACGAGGAGGAGGAGGAGCUGAGGAUCAUACCUGCAGGGAUGAGGAAGCUUCCUGUCAGUCUGUCCUGUCAAGACAGCAGGUACUUCCAGCUCAGAUGUCACCUGUACCAGGGGCGUGGCCUGUUGGCUGCUGAUGACGACGGCCUAUCAGAUCCUUUCGCCAAAGUCCUGUUCUCCACACAGUGCCAGGUCACCAGGGUGGUGUCGGACACGCUCUCCCCCGCUUGGUGUCAGUGUUUGUUAUUCGACAGAGUUCUGCUGGAGGGAUCGAGGGAGGAGCUUGAACAUGACCCGCCUCUCAUCAUCAUCAGCAUCUACGACUAUGAUUCCAUGGGCAGUCCAAAGCCCCUCGGCCGGGCAUACGCUGAGCCUCAGUUUAAACUCGCAGACCAGCUCUACAAGAAGCCCCGCCUCCAGUUCUAUGAUGUCACCAUGGGGAAGGCUCCGGCUGGCGAGCUAUUGGCUGCCUUCGAGCUCAUUGAACUGGACUACACUGGGUUUGGAGAGCCGUGUCUCCCCAGCAGCGUGGACCCUCAGGAGCUGACCUAUGAGGAGGAGCAGAGGAUCUACGAGAUCCCUGAGGGGGUCCGACCAGUUCUGAGGACCUUCAGGAUCGAGGUCCUGUUCUGGGGUCUGCGGGACCUAAAGCGGGUCCAGCUGUUUGAGGUGGAGCGCCCCCUGGUGAAGGUGGAGUGUGCAGGACGUCAGCUGGAGUCGGAGGAGAUCGAAAGCUACAAGACACACCCCAACUUCAAAGAGCUGGUCCGCUACCUGGACGUGGAGCUGCCGGAGCAGGCCUACCUACACCCUCCUCUCACUGUGUUCGUCGUAGAACAGCGGGCGUUUGGCAGACUCGCCCUUGUUGGGUCACAUGCGGUCCAGAGCCUCAUGGCCUAUGCCCCCCCUGCUGGGGAGGAGCCAGAGGAGGAGGAGGAGGAGCCUAAACCAAAAGCGAGGCAGAGUACAAUGAAGAUUGAUCCUCUGAACACAGUGAAAGGCCUUGGACUCAGCGGCCUGUCAAUCAAAGAGUCAAAGAUUCCCAUCAACCCUGUCAAACUGGUCAAUGCUCCCCUGAAGAAGCUGAUGAAGACGGAGGAUGACUUUGAGGAGAGCCACCAGAGAAGGAGGAGCUGGGACUGGUGGUCCAAAUACUACGCCUCAAUGCACGAACUGGAGAAAAAGGCUGCUGAACAAGAGGAGAUGGAGGAACAGGCAGAGACAGAUGCAGCGAAUAUGACCAUGGCAAACAUCGAGGAUGAAGAAGAGGAAGUUGUGGUUGUGGAGGUGGAGCCUCCCAAACGUAAAACCAUCGCCACGUUAACGCUCUUCUCUGGAGACCUGGAGACCGAGUUCAGCCAGUCAGACUGGCUGCAGAUCUUCCCACUCUAUAAAGGCAGAUCGUUGGGCGACGAAGAUGACGAGGAUGAAGACGAGAGGCUGAUGGGGAAAUACAAGGGCUCUUUUCUGGUUUAUCCAAUCGACGCAGCCGAUGCAGAGGACACCACCUGUCAGAUCACCAACGGGAUUCCCAAGAACUCUCCCAUUAAAGUCCUGGUCCGAGUCUACAUCAUCAAGGUCUGAUCGGCUCCCACUGAUCCAAAUGGUAAAGCCGACCCAUAUCUGGUAGUCCAAGCCGGAGAGCAGAGCCUGGACACCAAAGACCGAUACAUUCCCAAACAGCUGAACCCUGUUUUUGGAGAGGUGUUUGAACUCACUGUGUCAUUUCCACUGGAGACGGAGCUGCUGAUCAAAGUGUUGGAUCAUGAUCUGGUCGGGUCUGAUGAUGUCAUUGGAGAGUCGCGGGUCGACCUGGAGAACCGGUUUUAUAGUCGACACCGACCGAGCUGUGGCCUCGCACUUUACUAUGACACCGAUGGUUACAACACAUGGCGUGACGCAAAGAAGCCAUCGACCAUUCUGGCUGAGCUCUGCAGAAAGAACGGGAUCCCGUCUCCUGAAUACCGAACAUCUGAGGUCAAAGUCCUGAACAAGAUCUUCAAGAUCCCAGUAGACGCUGUACCUGAAGCUCUGCUGAAGAAGAACCAGCGCUCCCCUGAAGAGGAGGCGGAGAUGGAGGAGCACGCAGCCCUGAGCGUCCUCCACCGGUGGGGAGAGAUGAAGGAGUUCCUCCCUGGAGCUGUUCCUCUGGUCCCAGAACACGUGGAGAUCCGGUCCCUGCUGAACCAGGACAAACCGGGUCUGCCUCAGGGUUACCUUCACAUGUGGGUCGACAUGUUUCCUACAGACGUCCCAGCUCCGCCUCCUGUUGACAUCAAGCCCCGCCUACCUGUGCAGUAUGAGCUACGUGUGAUCAUCUGGAAUACAGACGACGUGUUUCUGGAUGACGUGAACCCGUUCACCGGUGACCCAUCGUCUGACAUCUACGUUAAAGGGUGGAUUAAAGGUCUGGAAGGAGAGAAACAGGAGACAGAUGUUCACUUUAAUUCUCUGACUGGAGAAGGAAAUUUCAACUGGAGAUUUGUGUUUCGCUUCGACUACCUUCCCACUGAGAAGGAGGUGGUGUACAAGAAGAAGGAGUCCAUCUUUUCUCUGGAGGAGUCGGAGUGUCAGCCGGCCGUUCUUACGCUGCAGGUCUGGGAUUAUGAUCGCAGCUGCAAUGACUUCCUGGGUUCCAUAGAGCUGCGUCUUUACGACCUGGUUCGUCCAGCAAAGUCUUCUGGUAAAUGUACGAUUCAUAUGGCCAAGGACCGAGCAGGACCUCGGGUCUCGAUCUUCAGGUCUAAGAAGAUGAAGGGAUGGUGGCCUCUAACCCGACUGAAGACCGCCGAGGACUUUGAGAGGGAGGAGAAGGAGAAGGAGGAGGCCAAGAAGAAGAAGAAAAAGAAGAAGAAGAAGAAGGACCGGAGGAGUCAGAUGAAACCAGAGGACAUCCAGUUCACCGACAGCAGCGGGAACACCUUCCUGCUCAUGGGGAAGGUGGAGGCGGAGCUUCAGCUGGUGACGCUGGAACAGGCCGAGGCCAACCCAGUCGGUCGAGCUCGAAAGGAGCCGGAGCCUCUGGACAAACCAAAUCGUCCAACCACGAGCUUCAACUGGUUUGUGAACCCAAUGAAGACGUUUGUGUACCUGAUUUGGAAGAAGUACAAGAAGUACAUUAUCGCCCUGGUGAUCCUGGCCAUCCUCACGCUCUUCCUCGUCCUCAUCAUCUACACACUACCACAGAACAUCUCCUCCCUCAUAGUCAAAGGGUGAAGACUACAUUACCCAGCAUCCUCUGGGGCAUCCACACAGCCACGAGAGGAUGGAGUAACUGUAAGCCUGCACAGAUCUGACCAAUCAGCAACAUUUCAUCAUUAACUACAUGUUUUACAUUUAUUGUUGAUAUAUUUUUUUAUGUUGUGUUAAAUGUUGCACUGAGUCAAGCUGCUAAAGUUAAUGUUUAUUUAAUCACAUUUCUGUAAAAUCAGUUAAUUAAUUAUCACCUUUUACCAGAUGGUUUUUGUUGAGAUCAUAAGAUUAGCAUAUUUCUUCCACAACAGAAUUAUUUUGCACAAUAACAAGAUCUUUCAUGAGAAAAUAUGCUUGUAUUUUAUAAUUAUUAAACUGAUUAAUUCAACAUAUUAGAUAAUUUGAUCAAACCAAGAAUUGCGUCGUGUUUGUUUUUAUCUUUGUAUUAAUCAAAA